CACAUCGAAGACAGAGGAGGAAGUGGAAACAGAGUGAAAGACAGAGAUUACAGUGACAUUAUAUCAAACAAUUAAAACAUAAAGAUGCCGUUGGAGUAUUUCCUCUUUGGGCUGAUAACCUUUCUUCUGACAGGGGUGGAGUGUGAGGAAACGGAGGUGUUUGUUGAAGCAGGCUCUCAGGCUGUGUUACCCUGUAAAGGAAGCCCUUCAUCCAGCGUUAUUCCAGAGAUAAUCUGGACUAAAGCCAACAAAGGCACAGUGUGGAGAAAAGACAGGAGCGGUCUGCAGUACUGGGGCUCCAGCUGGACCUCUAACGGCGUCAGACGCGUUCAGUGUCCUCACUCCCGCUUCGAGAGAAAAGACUUCAGCCUGCAGAUCAAUAACGUGAGGACGGAGGACGGGGGGGGGUACUCCUGCAGGGUGAUGCACGGAGACCUGAUCACUGAAAGAUUGAUCAUGCUGAGAGUCAUUAAAGUGUCCCUCUCCUCCCCGAUGCCCCUCUGGGGGAGCGAUGCCUCGAUCAGCUGUGAUGUGACCCCUUGGCCUCGAGGAGCCUCUCUGCAGUGGACGCUGAACGACAGAACCUUUGAUCCUCAGUCUGGAUCAGACACAGAUCAACGUGUUGUGAGGGAAAAGGCGACUGUGAGACUGACGGGAAUCUGGACCUGUGUGGUGGGCUUCAGGGGGAGAGAGGGGAGAGCGUCUGCAGCUCUGAAUGUGAAGGGAAUCAUCCACCCAUCCACAGACGGCACUAAACUGUACGCUGCAGUGGGGUCUGCAGUCUCUCUCCCCUGUGUUUUCUCCUCCGGUCUGACCCCCUCUGAUCCGGUCUGGGAGAAACUGAAACCUGGAUUUAUUUUCAAACCUUCCCCCGGUCGCCUUCCUGCUUCUUUCUCUCCGUCCUCGUCCUCUUCUCAGCCUCUCAGCGAUAAAUCUGCCAGUCUGACAGAAGUUGAGGUUGGGGAUGAGGGUCGCUACAGAUGCUCUGGUACUCUGGACGGACAACAGCUGACCCGAAAUAUGCAGCUAGUUGUUGCUAAAAUCAUCAGCAGCCCCCCGACAAAGACCUCUGUGACGCUGACCUGCGAUCUGACGGACAGCAGCGAGGUCACCGACUACGAGUGGGUUCAAUUGAUCUCUGACCUCAACGGCAGCCAAUCGGUUCAGUCCGUUCAGAAGGGAAUCUCUCUGAGUAUAAACACCAUGUCCGAGGAGAGCCAGGGGGAAUGGGCCUGCCUGUUCUACGGGAAACACGGCAUUCUGGGAAAUGUGACAUACCACAUCCACACGAUGAGCGCUCUGAGUGGACAUACAUCUCCGGGGUCCUCACAGAACACGGCUGCUGUGGUCGGCCUCGGCUUCCUGCUCCUUGUUCUGCUGCUGAUCCUGGCUCAGGUGUACAAGAACCACCAACGGAGGAAAAGGAUCUUUCAGUUUCCUGCGCUGGAGACAAUUGUUCACACCAACUCUAAUGAGCGGGAGGAGAGAGAAAGAAACCAAGAGAAGAAGUGAAGACACCUUGAAGCGGAGGAAGACACAGAAACUGACCUGAGAUCU
Messenger RNA from Trematomus bernacchii (emerald rockcod), 1557 nucleotides. RefSeq names its product lymphocyte activation gene 3 protein-like. NCBI's taxonomy places the organism in Eukaryota, Metazoa, Chordata, Actinopteri, Perciformes, Nototheniidae. Gene Ontology annotation, molecular function: MHC class II protein binding; protein tyrosine kinase binding. Bases 85 to 1512 code for a protein of 475 amino acids. Gene Ontology annotation, cellular component: membrane raft; external side of plasma membrane. The record is from RefSeq and is a predicted model, not a curated record. Gene Ontology annotation, biological process: positive regulation of ERK1 and ERK2 cascade; T cell activation; interleukin-15-mediated signaling pathway. The transcript is spliced from 8 exons.